This is a messenger RNA of Colius striatus (speckled mousebird), 4511 nucleotides long. RefSeq names its product NGFI-A binding protein 1 (gene NAB1). Gene Ontology annotation, biological process: negative regulation of DNA-templated transcription. The transcript is spliced from 9 exons. NCBI's taxonomy places the organism in Eukaryota, Metazoa, Chordata, Aves, Coliiformes, Coliidae. The coding region runs from base 373 to 1917 and encodes 514 amino acids. Gene Ontology annotation, molecular function: transcription coregulator activity; transcription factor binding. The record is from RefSeq and is a predicted model, not a curated record. Gene Ontology annotation, cellular component: nucleus.
CUCCCUCGGCCUCCGCGCACGGCAGGCGCGGCCGGGGCCAGGCGAGCUGCGCAGGGCGGCCGCGCGGCGCCCCCACGGCGGCAGCGAGGCGGUGGCGGGGACUGACUCGCCCACCCGCCCCGUCGAUGGGAAAGGAGGAGCCUGGGCCGGCGGUGCGCAGGCGAGGGGGGCGCUGGCAGGAACUUCGGCGGGGCUGAGUCUGCGGCGCCGGGACGGCAUCGAAGGAAGCCCCGGGCAGCCGGCGGCGGUGGCAGCAUACUGCAGAGACUUAUGUUUGUGGUCAGAGUUAAGGUGACAUCCAGCAUUUGGAGAGGAGGGCAUGGAGUGUGGGGGUGAUAGGCUGUGGAUGUGAAUGAGGUGCUGUCAUCCGUGAUGGCGUCAGCUCUACCCAGAACCCUUGGAGAAUUGCAGCUAUAUCGAAUACUACAAAAAGCAAAUCUCUUAUUCUACUUUGAUGCCUUCAUUCAGCAGGGUGGCGAUGAUGUCCAGCAGCUCUGUGAAGCAGGUGAAGAGGAGUUUUUGGAAAUCAUGGCUCUUGUAGGCAUGGCUAGCAAGCCGCUUCAUGUCCGAAGGCUGCAGAAGGCUUUGAGAGACUGGGUCACAAACCCUGGUCUUUUCAACCAACCUCUCACCUCCUUACCGGUUAGCAGCAUUCCAAUAUAUAAGCUGCCGGAAGGGUCUCCUGCAUGGCUGGGGAUAUCCUGCAGCAGUUACGAAAGGAACAGCAGCACCAGAGAGCCUCACCUGAAAAUUCCAAAAUGUGCAGCCACGACAUGCGUGCAAAGUGUGAGUGCAAGCAAAUCUGAUGUGGUGGGGAACUUAUCGCUGCAGAGCGGCAGCGAACCGAGGCUCUGGCAAGGACACCACACCACAGAGAGUGAACACAGCCUCUCCCCAGCUGACCUGGGCUCGCCAGCCUCGCCAAAAGAAAACAGUGAGACCCUGGAUGCUGCUGCUGCUCUCUCAGUUGCCGAAUGUGUAGAACGUAUGAUUCCCUCCCUGCCCAAAAGUGACUUGAAUGAAGUCAAGGAGUUACUGAAAACAAAUAAGAAACUGGCAAAGAUGAUUGGUCACAUCUUUGAGAUGAGUGACGAGGACCCUCACAAAGAGGAAGAGAUCAGGAAGUACAGUGCAAUAUAUGGCAGAUUUGACUCAAAAAGAAAGGAUGGCAAGCAUCUCACCCUCCAUGAGCUAACGGUGAAUGAAGCAGCCGCUCAGCUGUGCGUGAAAGAUAACGCGUUGUUGACCAGGAGAGAUGAACUCUUUGCGCUAGCUCGGCAGAUCUCUCGAGAAGUUACGUACAAGUACACUUACAGGACCACCAAAUCUAAAUGUGGAGAAAGGGAUGAGCUGUCACCGAAGAGAAUCAAGAUAGAGGAUGGUUAUCCUGAUUUCCAAGACACAGUACAGACACUCUACCAGCAAGACAAAAUGCCUCUUGCUUUGGCAAAAGGAAAGAGUGAAGACUCAACAGCUCUUAAUUCCCAGGUAAACCAACUACGCUACACCAUGAAUAAUACAGGCCAUGUCCUUUCAGAAAAGGUGAUGGCAAAACAGAUGGAGUUUCUUUGCAACCAGGCUGCAUUAGAGAGGCGUCUUUCCACGGGGUGUUACAGACAAAACUCAGAAGAGCAUAGCCCCAAUGGCAUGUCUUUAGAUAAUGCUGAUGGACAAGGUGAAAGACCACUGAAUCUCCGUGUGCCAAAUCUGCCAAGUAGGCAGUUGCAGCACAUUUCACUUGAUGGAGAGCAGCAUGUUGGAAAACCUCUGUGCAGUGAUUUGAUCCGGCUUUACCCCAGUGGUGAGGCCAAGUCCCAGUCCUCUGAAGGCCUUGGUAUUUUAAAGGAUUUUCCUCAUUCGGCUUUUAACAACAUGGAAAGGAAGGUCAUAAAAACAGAACCUGAAGACACAAGAUAGUCAUUCUGCUCUGGAAAAUGGUGUCGUAGUCAAGAACAAAACUUCACGGGAGAGAAAAAAAAAACAAAACGAAACAGCCUUAAUAACCAGUGUUGCCUCAUUCGAAAAAGAGAUUUCAAUAGCCAAAGCCUAAGAACUGGUACAGUAAAUCUGUGGAAGCAGGAAAGCAAGAGACACUGCGAACUAAAACAGUAAUACAGGUGGAUAAACCUUCCUGUAAAAGUGGUUUUAUAACGUGGGAAGAUUCACAAAUUAAUAUUGUGGGUCUUCAUUAUUUAAGAAUGUAUUAUGUAUUUGUAUAACUUAUCAAAGUAAAUCUAGAUGUCGGGACGUGUAUUGAGUCCAGUAGAUGUGGCUACAGUUCAUUUUACUUGAAAUUUCAAUGUCUUCUUUACGUGUACCUAGCUUAGAUAUGGUUGUUAAACAUUUGAAUUACAAAUCCUCGGAGAACUAGGAAUGCGAACCUUGUGACACAAGUAACAGCAAGUUUGCAACAAUGUUUGUAGAAAAAAGGAAAAUGCAUAAAAUAUUUCAUGGUUUAAAAUGUUAUGUUGGAUAUAGCAUUUGCUAGACCUAGACCCUGAUUCUGUAUUAUAGCAGAUGUACUUGACACUUCACUAUCGUUACAUCACUUGCAAUGGUUUCAGCAGCCUUUGUGUAACACCCUUGGAGCAUAAUACCUGCCUACAGUUCAGGAGCCUAGAAAAUGCCAGUUGAGAAUUUGGAAGAGUCCAUAAGAUUGCCUCCCGUUUCGUGGGGAAAAACUAUGGCUUGAUAUACUGUGCAAUUACUAAAACCUCGUUUGGUGGGAAACCCAAGAGACCAAGUAGCAUGGCAGGGCUGCAAAAAAUUGGGCUUCAGACCAUUAAAACUUUUUGGACUUCUCUGUGGAUCUUCAAAAAAGAAAAGCAUCCUAGAUAUGGCAAAGAUGAAAUACGAUGCACGAGUUAUGCAUCGGUGUAAAAGGUUGCGCUUGAUAUCCAGAAACCAUAAGAUCUUUUGGAGGAGAGAGACAAGGAGUUGUGCCUUUAGCACGUGACUCCUUAUUAAGUGCUGUCCAGCCCACAUGAUUCUAUGAAUAUACCGUAUACUGCAUACAGUACGCCAAUACGUUUCUUUAUAUAUGUGAUUAACAUCUGUACUCUUUAUUUAUUUGACAGUUUUUAUUUUUUGUACAUUUUCACUUUUGCAGAUGUCAACAUAUCUAAGAAGAAGUAGUAGGCAUGUAACUUGGGAAUUUACCAUGGUAUGUUUGUGUGCAUUCGCUUUCCCUCUGCGCAGUUUCCUCAAUAAGAGCUGCUUUCCUGCACUCAAAGUAGUUACGUGCCUCAGUUUCUGGAUACAGUUUUUGCCUACAACCUGUUCUGGAGGGGAGAGGCAGGGCUGAAGAGAGUGAGUUACGGUGCCAGUGGGUAAACUCCCUUAUUCAGGUGUGCACUUCAUGUCUGCAGUUUGCUCUAUGUCCUAGAUGUGUAUUAACGAUUCAGUCACGGUCCGUGUUGUACUGAAAAAUGUGAGCUGAAAUGUCUACACUGCAGUCUCUUAUCACUGUAAACAUAUCUAAUUAUUUUAUCACUUUUAAUUUGUGGAACAAAGAGCUUUAUAGUAGAAACACCAGUAAACAACUUUUUAUACUAUUACAAUGUUUGGGUUUUUUUAAAAAAGUUUCUUGAGCUGUAUGGUACUGUUUCAUUUACUGAAGUAUCUUUAAGCAAUGGAGUUUGCAGCUUUGCUGUUAGAAUAAGAGAUUGAAUGUGUAGUUAUAUUUCCUCUUUGCUGUUGUGUGAGCUAGUCAUAUGGAUAAGGUAUUUCUCCUGUCUGUAACAUUAGCCGGCGCCCUGGUUAGUAUCUGAGUAGCUUUCAUGAGAUGUGUAUGGGACUUGUUCAAGGACAGCUUAAGGUUUGAACUGUACAGCUUGAGUCAUAGAAGGUACCAAGCAACGAGAUUCUAGAGAUGCAGGAAGUGUUUUGGUUUUUCAGCAUCUGGCACAAUUGCAAGUUGUGCGUGGAUCACAGAAGAAGCUCUUAAGGUUGCUGGUCUCUUCGAUUAAAGUGAGAGGAAGGAAAAAGAACUUACCAAGCAGCAUGCUGUUUCAGUUGAGUCCAGAAUUUUUUGUAAACACUAAUGUAUUAAGUUUGCUAUAAAUUAAACUAUAUAACAGUUAUAUUUUUGAGUUGUAAAUACAGUACUUUGUGUCACAACCAAUUGGUUAUCUCCAGAAUGAUAUUUCAGUUUAUAGUCCAAUGGGCCAUUUCAGUCUCACUAAGCUGGAAGCAAUGUUUUUUUACUGAUUUGCAGCUAUAUGAUUUUAUUUUUUUUAACCUGGGGUGGGGGUGGGAAGUACAUUCUGAGAUUGCACAUACGUUUGGUAAUAGCAAAUAUUCAAGCAUUGGUCUUUCAAUGACAAAGGUCUUGGCGGACUGCAACUUGGGUAGCCUCUGGAGUCACAGGCGAAGGCUUGCCCUCAUCUGCUCUUGGAGGGCUGCUAGAUUCAGGGUGCUCUGGAUCAAAGGCCAGCCCUGCAAAUGAUACCUGCUCUUAUUCACAUGUUUAUAUUGUUGCUUACAAAAUAAAAUUCACCAUGAGAACUCUU